AUGCCGGAGCAGGGCGGCGGCGGCUCCGAGCGCGCCGCUCUGGCCCUGGCCCGCCUGUCCGAGUGGGCGGACGCGCACCUGGGGCUGCUGCGGGGCCUGAUCGCCGGCACGGCCGUGGCCGGGGUGCUGCUGCUGGCGCGGAGCCUCCGCGUGACAACAAAGUUCACAAGUCCUUUGGAUAUACCUGUGGAGUUCGUGGAAAAGCAUGUGAAAUUGAGAGGGAAAUUACAUCACAUCACAGAGAAAGGCCUGGAAGUUGAGCACAUUCCCAUCACCAUUCCUUUCAUCUCAGCCGUCCAGAAAAAAUGGCAGCCGGAGGGGCUCCUGCUGAUCCGCCUGGCCGGGCUGGAGCUGGCUCCAGGGGCCACGGCCUGGCUGCAGCGGGAGCUGCUCCCCAAACAGCCCCUCUGGUUCCAGCUCCUGGGGAGGGACAGCUCGGCCCUGGACUGCCUCGUUCUACUCCACAAGGGUGGAUUUCUCAGCACGUGCUUGAAUGAAGAGCUACUGAGGCAAGGGCUGGCCAGAGCAGCCCGGAUUGAGGGGCUGCCUCACCACUCCCGCCUCUACUGGAAACUGCACAAAAGGCUCCUCCAGGCUGAGUUGAAGGCUGUGAAGAAAAAUAAAGGCAUAUGGAAAGAACAAAGCUACUCUGAAAGGGUCCAGGAGCACAUAAGCAGCAAUAAAUUCCUGCAGAGGCUGAAACAGUUUGUGAGCUGGGUUAGAAGCUCUACUGGGAGGUGAAAAGGAGGGGAAUGCAGCUCCCCAGGUUGUGGGAUUUGUGUUUCUGAUCACAAAGAGUGCUGUCAUGUUGAGGGUCCCUGUCUCGAACACAAACCCCACAGUUAAUGGGUUAGAGUAUAAACCCCCAGUUCAGGGAAUUUAGAAUACAUCCCAUACCAUAACCCACAUGGGAUUGAAGUUCAGUAGUCGCAUGCAGGCCACCAGUGAAAAUGUUCUGAUGCCAAACUUCUCCACAGCGAUGUCCUAAAUUAUCUGUCCAGUUUCCCACUGCUGAACUCCUCCAGGCUGUGCUGCCCAGUGCAGGUUUGAGGGGCAGAGCCCCUUCACACCUCUAUAGUGUACAACUGCUGCCAAGCCCACGCUGGACCCUGUGUCAGGGCUUCUGCAAAGCUCGUGGGAUGGGUUUAAACACAACCUUUCUGUUUGAACUCUGUUCUUAUGCCACUUUUUUUUUUUUGUGUAAUUUGUGGUUUAAAACUCGUUCAUCUUGAAUAAUGAGUUGCAUUGUUAGUGAUAUAAAAGGUGUUUUGUUAUGGCUGAUCUUAAAAAGUUGAUAAGGUUGUAAUAACUAAAGAUCCUCAGGGGAAAAAAAAAAUCACUUGGUGUAUCAAAGAAUAUAAUGUCAGGAAUCCAAAUUUUUCAAAGACAACUUUCAUUUGAAGAGGAUAAACCUGUGUUGUUUCUUUCUGGUGGUUCUGUAAGUAUCUAAAAUUAGAUGAAUAUAAAACUUUAACGUGAAAUUUGACACAGAGGAUCAGACUGCUAAGAACUUGAAUUCUUGCUUUAUUUUUGAUACACAUGGGAAGUAUCUCAGUGUUAUUACUAUUUAUGUUGUAAAUAUUCUCAGAAUAAAGAUUGAAUUUCUUAA
This is a messenger RNA of Hirundo rustica (Barn swallow), 1609 nucleotides long. RefSeq names its product chromosome 10 C3orf33 homolog (gene MISO1). Lineage: Eukaryota; Metazoa; Chordata; Aves; Passeriformes; Hirundinidae. The transcript is spliced from 5 exons. The coding region runs from base 1 to 741 and encodes 246 amino acids. The record is from RefSeq and is a predicted model, not a curated record.